CACAAUUACAAAUUUAUUUUCCAAUUUCUUGCACAUAACUUCCACCUGUAUAUGACAUUAUCACAAGUGAAAUCACGUGUUACCGAAGUGACGUCAUCCCUUUUCGUUGUUUGAUCGGAAUCUAUGCAGACGCCAUAUCGAGUGGAAGGUAAUUUAAUUUAUAUUUUGAGCUGUUGGAGGCUUGCAUUGAAUGCAUUUAUGGUUCUCAAGAUUGUUGGAUAUCUUGAAGGGUUAUUUUAAUAAAUGUGACUGUUGGAUGUCAGGAAUGUGAAAUUGAUAUAGAUGGAUUUAUGUCGAGGAAGUGGGCAUGGGCCGACAUCAUGACGACAUGAGAUGCCGUGGAGCGGCAUUUAUACGAAUGUAUGACUACGUGUAGAUAAUGCGAUUUUCGUGAACGUAUUUCUUGAAGAAUUUUGAUGGAAAUUGUAAAUGAUAAUUACUAUAUGUGAAGAGUAAUUUGAAGUUAGUUGGUGUUGGUUUUAAACUAGAUAUUAAAUAAUGUUGCCAAAUUCCGUAAAUGUCCGGAAGAGUAGAUUCAUGUCGAGUAUACGUCAUUAUACACACAGUUUGGUUUACAUUUUAGAUGGUUCAGCCAGUCACGUUGAAAAAAAGACACAGCUUAAAGGGGCUUUCUGUGCUGCCGGUAUUAAGGAAAGUAAAGGACGGACUUCUGGAAAAUGUGAAGGAGCUAGCACGUGUUGCUGUAGGAAGGCGCACGGAGACGAUGCAAUUGAAAGACAUAUCGAAAGCAGUGGUGGAUCUAACAGGAGAGCCUAUGGAUGAACUGUUGGAGUUAGCAGGGAAAGAUAUUCAAGACCUGGAUGCUGCGAAGUUGCUGUUGCACUACUGCAUACUGGCAGCAAAUGAGAAGGGGCAGCCCAAAGGGCAGAUCUUGCAGGGUGAAUGCACACAGGCAGUUGCAGGCCCUAGCACGGGUAUAUCAGCAACUGCUGAUAUUGCAGGCGAUACUAUUGAGGGUGAUCAUGUCCAAGUCAAGAGGAAGAAGAUGGAUGAUGUGGAGAGAAGGCUGUUGGUUUUGGAGAAACUUGAGAAGGAAGACGUCUUGAAGGUGAAAACUGUUGAUGUUCAAGUCUUGGAUGACAGGCUGAAGGAGUUAGAUGCUAGGAGGUCAUCAUCACUGGAUUCUAAAAGGGAAGAGUGUUUAAGGAGGGAGAUCACUGAGUUUAUAGCAAGGGUGUCGGGUCAGGGGAUUGCAAGUUGUACUGCUGAUGACAUCAGAAGAUUUUUGGUAUGGAAGGAUCAGAGUGGUAAGAGUCAGGUUCAUAUGAUAGAAUGUCAUUUUCUCGGAAACAAAGGAGUAUUUGAGUGUAGUUGUCCAGUCCAUCUGGCCUCGGGCACUGUAUCGUUGAUAAUCAAUAUAUUGUUGAAUAUGUUUGAUAAGAUGGGAUUUGGAAGAUCUUGGAAUGGGGCUCUUUGCUCGGGGAAUCCAGCCGCUUCACCUAUAGUGAAAGGAUACUUAAAGCUAGUACAAGAGGAACAGGCAAGGACUCACUUGGUACCUAAGCAGGCUAGACCUAUUUUUAUAACUAAGGUUAGGGCCAUUGCGGGUUUUAUUAGGAAUCGACUGAGUUUACGUUCUAUAUCAGUUAAGAAGAAAUAUAUCUUGUUACGAGACCAGGCUUGGUUUAAGUUACAGUUUUUUGCUGGGGAUAGAGCAGGAGAUCUUGCAAAUUUGGUUACCCAAAAGGUUAAGUGGCUCAGAGAUUAUUCAGAUUUUGUGUUUAAUCACACCUUUGGGAAGACACUUGGAGGAGCUAAAAGGAGGAGUAACAUGUUUGUUGUUAAGAGGUGUGCUGAGGAGGAUAUCUGUCCUGUACUAGGGUUACAACAGUUUGUGUCGGGGUGUAGGGAUUUGGGUGUUGAUCUCUCUUAUGGCUAUCUCUUUAGGAUUGUUGGCGAGGACGCUCGGGUCUUGGAUCAGCCUGUAACAUAUUCAGUGGUGUAUGAUAGGUUACGGUUAUAUUUAAGGAACAUAAGUAUGGAUGAGGAGGAGACUCCACACAGUUUCAGGGCAGGUUGUGCAGUGGCUUUGGCUAUGUCUGGUUCAGUGAAUGAUAUAGGGCAGAUAAUGAGACAUAUUGGAUGGUUUGGGGAAGGAAGUGCUGAGUAUUACAGUAGGCUGCCAGCUUUAGUAGAGUCAGAUUUUGUAGCAGGGAGAUUGGCAGCGAGUGUGAAGGAUGCAGGAAUGAUACAGGAGAAGUUUCAGGAAUGUGUACAGUACGAUAGUCUUCAAUCAGCAUUUUCAGUGAAUAAAUUGUAGCGACAGGAGGUUUGAUGGAUCGAGGGGUGUUUAUGACAUUACACAGGGACAUGACUAUGUGAUAUAAAGUGCUAUAUUGUGCUUUAUUAUACAAUUGUAUGUAUGCUCUAAUGGGUUCAACUGAGUUUUCAAAUAAAUUGGAAAUAACUAGAUGGAGUUUGUUCAUAAUACAGCCUAUAUUCAGUACAUACAGGUUUAAGGUGGUUGGUUUUUGUAUAGUAAGUAUUGGGAAGGGGACCAAUGAUAUUGGGACUAGAACUGGAUAUUGGAUUCCUAGAUCAAGACUUUUACACCCAAAACUUCAUAAAGGAACUGAGGUUGAAAUGUGAUUCCACUUGUGAUACGGUAAUAUCACAAGUGAAAUCGCGUGUUACCGAAGUGACGUCAUCCCUUUUCGUUGUUUGAUCGGAGGGUGAUGAUGGACAGUAUGAGAUGGAAGAACGGGGAGGUAGGGUUAGGGUAUGAUGAUUCCCCACCCACCCACCCCUGUGGACCACAUCUUAACUUUGGUUCCUACAUCAAGACUUUUACACCCAAAACUUCAUAAAGGAACUGAAGUUGAAAUGUGAUUCCACUUGUGAUACGGUAAGAUCAAGUACAUGUAGCAUCGUUUUUCAGAAAGGGGGUGUAGCCGGAGAAGAUGUCUUCCCAAUAUUACGUAUAAAAUUCUUGAAAAAAAUGAAUUGAUAACAACAAAGAAAACCUAAUCCUAGCAUGUUAUGUUGGCUGCUCUUCAAAAUCUUUCAAUAUCCUAAUACAUGAACUCGGACCUUACAUUCGUACUAUUCGAAAAUUAACACGUCAUAUCUGAAGUAAUAUUGCAUUGUAGCGUGGUUGUGGUGUUUUCUCAAUCAGGUAGAUAAACCAGUGGGCGGGGCUAGUGGUUCUAUGACACACUUUUACAACUUUGCUAUGUGAAUUAUCUCCAAAGUAUCUUUAUUCAAAAUAUUUCAAAUGAAGCAUUUGACGAGUUCUGUACAAUGAACAUGGGGAUGGGCUUUUUAUCCACCGGGAAAAAAAAUAUGCUUUCACUGACGUGUGAAGAUAAUAAAAUGAAUCAGAAUGAAAUUGAAAUUAGAUGGAUAUAAUUUGUUAUAUUCCACCUUUUUGAGUACAGGGAUAGGGGCCAGAUUUCAUUUUUAUUAAGAUGAUGCCAAAUAUUUUUGUUAUUCAGAGGUUCAGUGCCCAUGAUUCAUAUUGUUUUACUUUUCGUACUUUAAUUAAUGCAAUUUUUCAUUUUCAACGCUGUAAUUGUUUUUGCCUGACUCAAUAAAAAUAGAUAUAAAAAGAUGGAUUUAGCUCUGUCGCCGUGAUUUACCUUUCUAACUUUUCUGUCUUUGAUAUCUUCACAAAUUCUAAAAAUACAGUGGAGGCAUUUUCUCAUGAAUGCGCUGCAAUUGGGAACAAUGUGCGUAUGAAUGUUCAAAUGAAUAUGCUGUGUCUGUUUUAACGCCUGUAAAUUUCGACAGAAAUGAAAUUAGAAUGUAAAUAUAAGAAAUAAACUGAAAAUACAUGUACAUGAGGGUAUGCAUUGUAACACUUAACAUCGGCAUACUUUUCAUGAAGCAUGUUAAUAGCGCUUCAUAUGCUACACCAGCGUAAAACAUCGAAGUCCAUACUGUUAUGUAUUUUCAAAAAUGAAACUCAUUUCACUAAAGAACAUUAAUGAUAUUUCCGACUUCUAGGACAUUAGCAAAAGAAAACAUCAUCCGUUUCGAAGCAAAAAGGUGGCACCGGGGACGAAUGAACAAAUUCGGUCUUAGCAAGCUCAAAUCUAACACGAGAGGAAGAAUUUGAAUUGUGUCGUUAUUCUGACAAGAAACUAAAUACUACUGUUUAUUGUGAAAUGAAGUUAGAUAUUUAUCUUCGCUGAUGUCGCUAAUGAAGAUAUCUUUUAGAUAGGUAUGUUAUUUUACUAAGAUAUGUACGUUAGUUUUAAUUGAGAAUCAAAAACAUCGAUACAAAAAAUACACAGUACGACACAUUACUCCCGUAAAGGGAAAUAAUCACGGUAGCAAAACGAAAUGUUCCACAUAUAGUCACAAACCGGAAGUAAUGAUAAAAAGAGAAUAUAACGAACAGUGGCCGAUCUCAUAAAUCCCUUACGGAAUGCAAAAUAAAGAGUUUGGCAAACAUUUUGAAAUAACAGAUUGAUCGAGAGAGAACAGAUUGGUUAUCUGUGUAACACAAAGACAAUUGAAGAAAUUGUUGUGACUACGUGUCCACAUUGGAAAGAAAUCUAUGACAAUUAAAUGUAAUGGAUAUACCCCUACAUAAAUCUAAAUUAUGGUGCAGACUUUCCAGAUAAAAGGUGGGAAAAUCAUGAAACUAAAUAUUGAACAAUGAAUGUGCACAAAACUAUCGAAGAUAGGUUCUAAUUUUACACCAAUGAACGGGAUAUGCUAUAUACAGUGUAGGUAAUAUUUAGAUAUAAUUGUCAUCAAUCAAAAGCCACAGGAAUGGAGUCCACUCAUUUGAGUAUUCUUUUCGUGUUUAUAACUUGACGACGAACAAAUAAUGCUGCCAUGUUUCAAAACGUUGGAAAACUAAGCUACUGGACUAUAACC
This is a messenger RNA of Ostrea edulis (European flat oyster), 4848 nucleotides long. RefSeq lists its product as uncharacterized. The record is from RefSeq and is a predicted model, not a curated record. The transcript has 4 exons. Gene Ontology annotation, molecular function: DNA binding. Gene Ontology annotation, biological process: DNA recombination; mRNA transcription; DNA integration. Gene Ontology annotation, cellular component: nucleus. The coding region runs from base 584 to 2281 and encodes 565 amino acids. NCBI's taxonomy places the organism in Eukaryota, Metazoa, Mollusca, Bivalvia, Ostreida, Ostreidae.